CUCCAUGCUCUCCCUUCUUUCCCUUCACUCAGUUUUGCCUUCCUUCUCGUUCCAACCUCACCACCAGCUCCCACUCAAACUUCAGAUGAACCACUGCGUGAUACAGGAGACAAGCAGCGCUCUUUCGGUUUGCGAAGAGAUGAGGACGGCCCGAGACUCCGUCGUUUGCCCCCAACCGCGCCGUUUCGGACUCCGAAACGCCACCUUUCACGAUCCCGUCAGAUCUCUCCGUUGGCAUCUCGGCCAUCAAGGAGAGCUCUGUGAUUCAAAGGCUGCCUCUGAUGCUUUGGACAGUAUCUUAACAAAGGGGGUUGAACCGUUUUCGUUUACAGAAAUAGGCUCGCCGCACCCAUUUUUCAACGGGUCGCCGCCGGGUAGAGUAGCUAACCCAUUGAUUCGGGAUGAUAGAUUUGGGAGUGAGACACUGACCCCAGUGUCGCCACUUUCACCGGUGUCGUCAUCGUCUCCAUCAUCUUCUACAAGGAGUGGAGGAGGCUUUGUUCGUGCCAUUUUUGGGAGCAAGCCGACAGUGAGGGUCGAGGGCUUUGAUUGCCUGGACAGGGAUAGCCGAAAUUGCCGCAUUCCUUCCCUGGCUUGAGAGGUACAUAGGAUAAGAUUAAGGUUUAGAGUGUGUGCUAAAAUCGAUCAGAAAAGAAAAAUUGAGAAGAAUAUUGGAAAUUCUCAGUGGGGGAAUGAAGUUGAUCCUUCUGCCGUUUGUGUAGAUAUGUGUCGAGGGAUUACUGUAAAUGUGAUGCGUCGUGUAAGUAAAUGAGUUUGUAGGCAAAUAAUUUGAGAGGUCAUGUCUAGAAGAGAGGGGGAAUUGGUUCGGAAAAAGUUUAUGUACCACCACCCUCUUGUACCUCUUGUACAGAACUAGUCUAUGCUUGGAAAAUUUUCAAUUUGUUUCCAUUUAGGUGUUUUGGUUUUGAUGAGCAGCUUAAGAAGGAAAUCUGUACAAAUUGACGUUGCUGUUGAGUCGAUGUAAACAGUCAUUCACAAUGUAUAUAUUCCAUAUAUUUACAUUUGUCUUUCAA
Fragaria vesca subsp. vesca is the source of this 1034-nucleotide messenger RNA. RefSeq lists its product as uncharacterized. Bases 5 to 598 code for a protein of 197 amino acids. Lineage: Eukaryota; Viridiplantae; Streptophyta; Magnoliopsida; Rosales; Rosaceae. The transcript has 4 exons. The record is from RefSeq and is a predicted model, not a curated record.